This is a messenger RNA of Etheostoma spectabile (orangethroat darter), 1022 nucleotides long. It is a transcript of the gene gch1, whose product is annotated as GTP cyclohydrolase 1. The record is from RefSeq and is a predicted model, not a curated record. Gene Ontology annotation, cellular component: cytoplasm. Bases 130 to 900 code for a protein of 256 amino acids. Gene Ontology annotation, biological process: tetrahydrobiopterin biosynthetic process; tetrahydrofolate biosynthetic process. Lineage: Eukaryota; Metazoa; Chordata; Actinopteri; Perciformes; Percidae. Gene Ontology annotation, molecular function: zinc ion binding; GTP binding; GTP cyclohydrolase I activity. The transcript is spliced from 6 exons.
GAUGCCAGGGCUGCGGGAGAAGCGUGCACUUUAACCAAAAACAGGAGUGAGCCAUCAAAGAGAAGCAAGAACUGACCCAACAAGUUCUCAGCAGGCAGGAAACCGAGAGUAAAGACAAAAGAAGUAGUGAUGGAGCACUCCAAGCAGACACAGUACACCUCAAACGAGAAGAGAGAGAGCGGCUCCGUGCUGAACGGACACUUUGACGGGAUGGUGAAGCGGUCGGCCGGCAGCCCCGCACGCGCCGCUGCCGCCCAGCCUCCGGGCGCGGAGUCCGGCUCCCACCGGCCCGUGAUGGAGAGCUGGAGGGAGGAGCGCACCAGGAGCGUGGAGGACAACGAGAUGAGCCUGCCGUCCCUGGCCGCAGCUUACACCACCAUCCUGCGGGGGCUCGGGGAGGACCCCCAGCGGCAGGGGCUCCUCAAAACCCCCUGGAGGGCAGCCACCGCCAUGCAGUUCUUCACCAAGGGCUACCAGGAGAAAAUUAUCGACGUGCUGAACGACGCCAUCUUCGACGAAGACCACGACGAGAUGGUGAUCGUCAAGGACAUCGACAUGUUCUCCAUGUGUGAACAUCACCUGGUGCCCAUCUUCGGCCGGGUCCACAUCGGUUACCUGCCCAACAAGAGAGUCCUGGGCCUCAGCAAGUUGGCCAGGAUUGUUGAAAUCUACAGCCGUCGACUACAAGUUCAGGAGAGGUUGACCAAACAGAUCGCCGUGGCGAUCACCGAGGCCCUGCAGCCGACCGGCGUCGGCGUGGUCAUCGAGGCAACCCACAUGUGUAUGGUGAUGCGAGGCGUUCAGAAGAUGAACAGUAAAACCGUCACCAGCACCAUGUUGGGAGUUUUCAGGGAAGAUCCCAAAACCCGCGACGAGUUUCUGACGCUGAUCAGAAGCUGAGGAGGACAAAGGCCUUUCUCCUCUUCCUCACGUUGCCUGUGGCUACCUCCACCUGCAUGGACCAGCUGCCGUGCUACCUGUGUGUGUGUGUGUGUGUGUGUGUGUGUGUGUGUGUGUGUGUG